Molecule: messenger RNA, 2884 nt
Organism: Drosophila ananassae
Lineage: Eukaryota; Metazoa; Arthropoda; Insecta; Diptera; Drosophilidae
Gene: mio
Product: GATOR complex protein MIOS
Exons: 6
Coding region: 47-2653 (868 amino acids)
Biological process (GO): positive regulation of TORC1 signaling; cellular response to amino acid starvation
Cellular component (GO): cytoplasm
Molecular function (GO): protein binding
Source: RefSeq, a predicted model, not a curated record
UAGCCUGAGUGAAAAAAACUGUUUUUCUUAUGGAAACUCGGCUACGAUGAGUGGAAAUAUACACGGCCUUAGCUGGUUUCCGCAUUUUCCGGACAAAUUUGUGUCCUGGGGCCAGGAGAUACAUCUGUACGAAGUGCGCAACAAAGAGGAUCAAAACCAAAAGAGUCGCCUGCCUUAUAUAUCUGUAAACUAUCUCGCCAAUGAAACGCGCUAUCAGUAUGCACGCUGUGUGGCUGCGUCCUAUCACAGUGACCAGCCCAUUAUAGCCGUGGGUCUGGCAGAUGGAAAAGUUGGAGUUUGCAACUUCAGAGACACCUACGACAGCAGCUGGGAAUACACUCCCCGGCAGCAGCGCAUGUGCACGUGCCUGGCCUGGAACGAACUGGAUGCAAACAUUCUGGCCAUAGGUCAUGAUCGCCAUCGUAAUGACACCUGCAUCACCAUCUGGGAUAUCGAGACGGGUGUGCCCAAGGAGACGGCCAACUUUUUCGGGGUCGGAGAAUCCGCCAACUCCCUUUGCUGGGAUCGUAAUUAUCGUACUGUGAUCGCGGGAAUGAGCCAGAAAAUGAUCAAGUUGUUCGAUCUAAGACAGAGCAACGCCACCUGCCAGAGCAUCCAAACGAAAACGGUUCAGGGCUUAUCGGUGUCCCCCAAUGGCAACUACCUCUGCAGUUAUGUGGACUCUGUGAUCACCCUGUGGGAUCCGCGCACCAUCAAGAGCCCACUGCGGCAGAUUCAAUCAUCAAAGAAUCACCUUCAGAUUGCCUGGUGCCCGACCAGGACCAGUUUGCUGUCCUCCUUGCAAAGGGACUCUCCGUAUAUUACACUUUACGACAUCCGGAGUGUGGAUAAUGAAAAUUCCGGCGAGAUAUAUCACGUGAAAAGACAGAUAAGCCCAUUUCCGGCCAAGUUCGAGCAUAGUGGAAAAUUUUCAUAUGUGAAUAGUCUCUCCUGGCACUCGAGAGAUUUCGAGAGGGCUUUGCUUGUCGCGGAUGCUGUGAAUAUCCUGGACUUUCACUUGCCCGCCACUUUGCACACGGCUCACAGUAAUCGCCGGAAGUUACCCCUUCUGAUGCAGAGACCACUUUUUACACCUGCCUCGCCAACGUCCACAAAUGCCGCCACACCCACUCAGCAGCUGCCGACGAGCAGCUGCAGCACAAACAGCGGAAGCUCUCUGGACUUUAGCAGUCCUGGUGGUUCAGCCCUAAAUGUCGAUUUUCUAGAACCGGAACUCUUUGAACUCGACUUGGUGGAUGAGACACGGCAGCGAGCAUUGGAGGAUUACGGGAUUCGACCGGACAAUAAAAAAUUCGCCGACCUACACUUAAGUCCAUAUUUGCGGAAUGUGUGGUCCACCCUAAAGAAUGUCUAUAACGAGGAACGCCUGGUCGGUUUGAAAGCCACCUUGGGCAUCAACCUGGGGCACACAUCCGAGGCUCUGAUGGCCAGUUCCCGCAUUGAAUCUCAGGUUCUCCAGUGGCCGGAGGGCAUCAAUAACUCCAACAAGCUAAUAUGCUACAGAAGCGAACAGAGGGACAUGGCUCUGCAGCUCUGCGGUUGGGCCGUCGAGCACGAGCUGGAGCGUUUUAUUGAACAGCUGUACGCUAACAAGGAGUACAGCCGAGCGGCUAUGAUUUAUGUGUUCCACCUUAAGAUCUUCCAUGCCUGCAACAUCCUCUCCACGGCAGCGGAUAAUAUGCGAGAUCCGAGCAUGUACAGGAUCACGGUGAUUGCCUUGUCCAGCUUCAAUGCGGAUCGCUGCAGCUCCACUUGGCGGAAUCAGCGUUCCAGUGCCAAUAUGCAGAUACAGGAUCCGCAUCUCAGGGCGAUAUUCUCGUUUCUCACCAUGGAAAAGGAAAAUUUUGAUGCGGUGCUCAAAGAGGAGGGCGUUGCACUGGCGGAUCGGGUAGCCUUUGCCUGUAAAUAUUUGUCGGAAACCAAGCUGGCGGACUAUGUGAAGCAACAGAUUCAGGCGUCCAUUGAAAACGGUGAUCUAAAUGGCCUGCUCCUGACUGGAGAAUCUCUGGACGGGAUUAGCAUUCUUCAGUCCUACAUGGACGCCAGUUUUGAUGUCCAGACUGUAGCCCUGGUGGCCAUCAACUACUUCCGUCAAGAGCACUUUUCGGACAAACGUAUCCAGUACUGGAUCGCCAGCUACCUGGACCACUUAAACAGCUGGGGUCUGUGGGAGAAGCGUGCCGAACUGGACAUCAAGAUUGAAGGAAUUCGUGCCUCGUCCCGCAGCUCCCGCACCGUUUUCCUUUCCUGCAACUUCUGCGGAAAGUCCGUCUCAAAUGCCUUAUUGGAUGAGCCGCGUCCACGUAGCACCACCACUAGCACCAAUCGUCUCUCCUCCUGCCCCAGCUGCCGGAAGCCGUUGCCCCGCUGCUCCCUCUGCCUGAUGCACAUGGGCACCAUGGUGAACAUGAGCAAUGGUGAAGCUCCGAACAACACACCAGAGGUGUCCGGCUGGCAGACGAAACCCUUUUCCAAGUGGUUCUCCUGGUGCCAGACCUGCCGACAUGGCGGCCACACCGAGCAUAUCAUGCAAUGGUUCAAGCAAAAUUCAGAGUGUCCUGUGUCGGCAUGCAACUGCCGGUGCUUCGACAUGGACGGCACCAAGCCGAAUACUUUAAGAGACAUUUCCUAGCUGCUCAUUAGGCAGCCACCACUCCACACUCUGCAUCCACACCAUAUGCCAUAUGCAUUAAGUUGUUGACUUGUUCCAAAUGCGCGCGCCUUAAACUAAAAAAGAAAACUCAGAAGUGUUCAUUGUACUUAGACAUGGGAUGUGCCCGUAGCAUUAGUGUUUAUGACCUAUCAGCUUUUAGCUGCUCAAUUGCAUUUUAUACUUACAUUCAAAUAAAGGACUAUAAAAGAU